Molecule: messenger RNA, 1302 nt
Organism: Saccharomyces paradoxus
Lineage: Eukaryota; Fungi; Ascomycota; Saccharomycetes; Saccharomycetales; Saccharomycetaceae
Gene: NGK1
Product: hexokinase
Exons: 1
Coding region: 1-1302 (433 amino acids)
Biological process (GO): glycolytic process; intracellular glucose homeostasis; glucose 6-phosphate metabolic process
Cellular component (GO): cytosol; mitochondrion
Molecular function (GO): mannokinase activity; fructokinase activity; D-glucose binding
Source: RefSeq, a predicted model, not a curated record
AUGACAAUAGAAAGCGCUAUAGCUCGGGAAUUGGAAAAUUUGAUUUUACCCGCUGAUUCCAUAGUGAAUGUGGUUGAUCAAUUUCAAGAAGAAUUGUUAUCACGGCUUCAGACAAAUACGAUUUCUAUGCUCCCGCAGUGUUUGGUCCCAGAUAAACGAUCGCGAUGGAACCCUAAAGACAGGAUUCUCGCCAUUGAUUUCGGCGGAACAAGACUGAAAUUUGCAAUUAUCUCUUUGCCUCAAAUCGUUAUCGAAUACGAUGAUGCCUUUGAACUUACCUACAACAUCGUCGAUUCGAAUUUCUUUAAUCAAAUUAUCUAUACAAUAUGUACCAGGUUGGCUACAAAUGGUUAUAUAAAUAAAAAGAACGAAUCAUCUGAGGCGUCUAAAUUUUUUGUUUCCGUAACAUUCAGUUUCCCUUUAAAUUCAAAGGGUGAGGUGGUUGCUAUGGGAAAAGGCUUUGUGAUGACCAAUACUCUUCAAGGAUCCACUGUGAAACAGCUCAUCCAAUCUUCGUUUGAUCUGAUUAUAUCGGAAAAUAUCGAAGAAUUUUUCUGUGCCAUGAAUGUGUGUCAUGUAAUAAAUGACGCAAUUGCGGUUUCAUUAACAAGCAAAUUCAUAUGCAAAAACGAUUCAAUCUCAUUAAUAAUAGGAACAGGUACAAACGCAUGUUUCGAGGUUCCCUACGGAUAUUUGCCGCCUUUCAAGAGAGAUGGCUUAAGAGAGACGUUGCCGUCAAGCUAUAAUAAGGAGACAUUAAACUUCAAACAUGUCCUCAUCAAUUCAGAGAUUGGCUUUAUUGGUAAAGAUGUCAUUUCGUUACAACCAUUUGAUAUCCAUGGGGGAAUCUCAUAUGAAAUGCCCCUAGAAUGCGUCACCUCCGGUAAGUGGCUCCCGCAAUCAUUAAAAAAAAUUCUAUUGCAAUAUAACAUAAUCCCUAAAAAUUUUCCAGUAGAAUUCAAUGGGGAAUUGGUAUGCCAACUGGCAGAGGACUCUACUAAUGCUUGGUUCGAAAAUCAGCAUUAUGCAUUGAUUUGUAAAAUCGCACGUCUUUUAAUCAAGAGAGCCGCAUUUUAUGUUGCUGCAAUAGUACAAGCUAUUGAUAUCAUCACAGGCUGCAAAAAUUAUAACUUUAUUCAUAUCGGAUAUGUCGGAUCGUUUCUGCACAAUUCAAACUUUUAUCGAGAGCAGAUAAAAUAUUACUCCAGCAUUGAUAUUAAGUUGCAAUUCUUAAAUCACAGUAAUCUUUUGGGGGCUGCCAUAGCUACCUACUUAAACAAGUCGGACAAGCAAGUUCAAUAA